AUGGAGAAAAUUAAGAUUGGAUCUAAACUAAUGGCAACACCUAAUGAAUGGAGUUUCAUGCAUCAUAGUACAAGGCAAAAUUGUGUCAAUUCAAUUGUUAAAGAUAUAAUUGUUGGUUAGAAUAAUCUUUAUGCUAAUGAUGAUUGUAAUGAUAAAUUUGGAAACGCGGUAAAAGUAAAAAUAGAAUUUAUUUUCAAAUGA
Molecule: messenger RNA, 201 nt
Organism: Paramecium primaurelia
Lineage: Eukaryota; Ciliophora; Oligohymenophorea; Peniculida; Parameciidae
Source: the annotation of a GenBank genome assembly